AUGGAUGAGCUUUUCGAUGUCUUCGAGGACCAGCCCCAGGCGGCCAAGCCCUCCGAAUCUGUACCCCGACGACCGAAGAAAGAAAAGAGCAAGAAGCGCCAGGUAAAUGGUGAUGUGAAGGAAAAUGUUGACAAGCCGGAACCAAAGGAGAGCGCAACUACUGCCGAUGUCGCCGAUCGGGAUGUCGAGGAAGAGAAUGCUUCACGCUCGGAUAACAACAAUCAACCCGAUGCGAAACGAUUGCGACUAGAAGAGGAGCCGGAACCCGUAGUUGCGGAUUUGUUUGAAACGGCGCAAGAACGAGAGAUCGCAGGUUCCGUGGGACUUCAAGCUGAGAAAGAUGCCGGUUCUGUGGUAUUGUCUCAUCAGGUCCGGCAUCAAGUCGCCAUUCCCCCAAAAUACCCAUACGUGCCUAUUUCUCAACACAAAGCCCCCGAGAACCCCGCAAGAGUGUGGCCAUUCACCCUCGAUCCAUUCCAGCAGGUCGCUGUCUCAUCAAUCGAAAGAGGGGAAAGUGUGCUAGUUUCGGCCCAUACCAGUGCGGGUAAGACAGUGGUUGCGGAAUAUGCUAUUGCGCAGAGUUUGAAGAACAAUCAAAGGGUCAUCUACACGAGUCCAAUCAAAGCUCUGAGUAACCAAAAGUAUCGAGAGUUUGCCGCAGACUUUGGCGACGUUGGUCUAAUGACCGGAGAUGUGACUAUCAACCCUACCGCUACUUGCUUGGUCAUGACGACAGAAAUUCUGCGAUCCAUGCUGUACCGCGGCUCUGAGAUCAUGCGCGAAGUCGCCUGGGUGAUCUUUGACGAAAUCCAUUACAUGCGAGACGCCACGCGAGGUGUUGUUUGGGAAGAAACGAUCAUUCUACUCCCCGAUAAGGUCCGAUACGUGUUUUUGUCUGCUACGAUACCCAACGCCAUGCAGUUCGCGGAGUGGAUUGUCAAAAUGCACAACCAGCCCUGUCACGUUGUAUAUACCGAUUUUAGACCUACACCACUACAACACUAUUUCUUCCCCGCUGGUUCUGAAGGAAUGCAUCUGAUUGUGGAUGAAAAGGGCGCUUUUCGGGAGGAGAACUUUCAAAAGGCCAUGAGCUCCAUCGCAGACAAGAAGGGAGACGACCCGUCGGACGCGCUCGCCAAGCGGAAAGGAAAGGGCAAAGAUAAGAAGUUAAACAAAGGCGGAAAUCAAGAUAGAGAUGACAUCUAUAAGAUCGUCAAGAUGAUCAUGCUCAAGAGCCUGAAUCCUGUGAUCGUCUUCAGUUUCAGCAAGCGUGAAUGCGAGUUCUAUGCUCUGAAAAUGAGGAGCUUGGCGUUCAACGACGACUCCGAGAAGGAGAUGGUCUCCAAGGUUUUCAACAGCGCGAUUGAAAUGCUGUCAGAGGAGGACAGAAACUUGCCUCAAAUUCAAAACAUCCUACCCCUUCUUCGCAGAGGUAUCGGCGUUCAUCAUUCUGGGCUUCUUCCCAUUCUUAAGGAAACCAUCGAAAUCCUGUUCCAAGAGGGACUUAUCAAGGUCCUUUUCGCGACAGAAACAUUCUCCAUCGGUCUCAACAUGCCCGCCAAAACUGUCGUCUUCACUAGCGUCCGAAAGUUUGACGGUUUCAGCCAGCGGUGGGUCACUCCAUCUGAAUUUGUGCAAAUGUCAGGCCGCGCUGGUCGAAGAGGUCUUGACGACCGUGGUAUUGUGAUCAUGAUGAUAGGCGAGGAAAUGGACCCUGCUGUGGCCAAGGAAAUUGUUCGUGGAGAGCAGGACCGUUUGAAUUCCGCGUUCCAUUUGGGAUACAAUAUGAUCCUCAAUCUAAUGCGCGUGGAGGGUAUCUCACCAGAGUUUAUGUUGGAAAGGUGUUUCUAUCAAUUCCAGAACACUGCUGGUCUAGCAGGACUUGAAAAGGAACUUGCUGAGUCAGAGGAAAAGAGGGCAAAUAUGACUAUUCCAGACGAAGGGACGAUUCGUGAAUAUUACGAUAUUCGAACCCAGGUUGACCAGUUCAAUGACGACGUACGAGCGGUCAUCAGUCAUCCUACGUAUUCCAUAGCCUAUCUCCAGCCUGGGCGGUUGGUUCACAUCAAGUACAAAGAGUUUGAUUUCGGCUGGGGGAUUGUUGUAAACAACAAGAAACGCAAACCACCGAAGAACUCCACGCAGGAAUUUAGCGAUCAUGAGGCCUGGGUUGUUGAUGUUCUUUUGAAAGUUGCCGACGGAUCAUCUAUUGGCACCCAGACAUUCGAAGAUCUGCCACAAGGUGUGCGCCCUCCAAAGGAAGGCGAAAAAUACCAAACCGCGGUUGUUCCGCUCCUUCUCAACUGCGUUCAAGCCAUCUCACAUGUGCGGAUCUUCCCACCAAAAGACUUACAGACCGCGAAUGCGCGGGAUUCUAUGGGGAAGAAAGUGGAUGAAGUUAAGCGGCGGUUCCCUGAUGGUAUUGCUGUUCUCGACCCGAUCGAAGAUAUGGGAAUUAAGGAUGAUGAAUUCAAGAAAACGUUAAGGAAAAUUGAGGUCCUCGAGUCUCGUUUGGUCUCAAAUCCACUGCACAACUCUCCGCGAUUGGAGGAGUUGUAUAAUCAAUAUUCAGAGAAGGUGGAUUUGGGGAACAAGAUCAAAGCGACCAAGAAGAAGAUAUCCGAAGGCAUGGCGAUACAGCAACUAGAUGAACUGAAAUGCCGAAAACGAGUUCUUCGCCGCUUCGGGUUCAUCAACGAGGCCGAAGUCGUGCAGCUGAAAGCACGUGUGGCAUGUGAAAUCAGCACCGGCGACGAGUUGAUGCUCAGUGAGCUUCUUUUCAACGGCUUCUUCAAUAAGCUCACCCCGGAGCAAGCAGCGUCCGUAUUGAGCGUAUUCGUAUUUGAAGAAAAAACAAAGGAGACGCCGGCGCUGUCUAAGGAUGAGCUUUCGAAACCCCUCAAGGAGAUCCAAGCGCAAGCACGGAUCGUCGCCAAAGUCGCACAGGAGUCGAAACUAGCAGUCAGCGAAGAAGAUUACGUUCAGAGCUUCCACUGGGAACUCAUGGAAGUUAUUUACGAAUGGGCUAACGGGAAAUCAUUUGCUGAUAUCUGCGGUAUGACCGAUGUUUACGAAGGCAGUUUAAUCCGUGUCUUCCGUCGGUUAGAAGAGUGUCUGCGACAAAUGGCUCAGGCAGCCAAGGUUAUGGGCAGCGAGGAGCUUGAAAGUAAAUUUGAGACAGCGUUGACAAAGGUUCGCAGGGACAUUGUCGCCGCUCAGUCCCUGUAUCUGUAG
Molecule: messenger RNA, 3234 nt
Organism: Aspergillus puulaauensis
Lineage: Eukaryota; Fungi; Ascomycota; Eurotiomycetes; Eurotiales; Aspergillaceae
Gene: MTR4
Product: ATP-dependent RNA helicase MTR4
Exons: 5
Coding region: 1-3234 (1077 amino acids)
Biological process (GO): RNA catabolic process; maturation of 5.8S rRNA
Cellular component (GO): nucleus
Molecular function (GO): ATP binding; RNA helicase activity; RNA binding
Source: RefSeq, a predicted model, not a curated record